Messenger RNA from Condylostylus longicornis, 2504 nucleotides. It is a transcript of the gene GTPBP1, whose product is annotated as GTP-binding protein 1. The coding region runs from base 334 to 2253 and encodes 639 amino acids. Gene Ontology annotation, biological process: translational elongation. Gene Ontology annotation, molecular function: GTP binding; translation elongation factor activity; GTPase activity. The record is from RefSeq and is a predicted model, not a curated record. Lineage: Eukaryota; Metazoa; Arthropoda; Insecta; Diptera; Dolichopodidae. The transcript is spliced from 5 exons.
GUCACCUAAAAAGCUCGUUGCAGUUUGUUUUUUAAAGAUAAAAGUAAAGUAUAAAACAGAAUUUUGUAAGUUUUUUUUGUGAAUAAUACUUAUUUCAUAAUAAAUGAGCUUCUAAGCAUAGCAUUUAAAACCAAUCUUUGAAAUAACCAUUAUUUAUUACGAAAUUCGUGAAAGAAUUGAUAUUAGGCAUAUACAUUAAAUUAACCAUCCAGAGGCUAUGAAAUUUUAAUAUAAACUAUUACAACUUAUGUAUAUGUUCGUGGUGUUGUAAAAAUGUUUGGUACAAAAUUCAAAAGAAAAAGUUCUACAUAAUAUAUAAACGCAAAAGUCAUAAUGGAGCGAUCACCGAUUAAAAAUCAAAAAACCUCACCGUUUAUUGAAGAAAAAUCAUUAAAUAAUCAGAAUUCUGUAAUGGAUUACGGCAGCAUUAGAGGAAAAACCAUACUCGUUAGUCCAAAUGAAGAGCAAUUUGAAUUAUUAAAACGAAAACUUAAAGAGCGGGUUAUUGAUAGUCGGGGUGAAACAAUUUAUGAAAUAGGGGCUGGUGAAGAUGGUAAUGAUGGUGGUUUAGACUCUGAAGAGUACGCAGCUUCUGUUGCAACUCUACAAUCACUUGCAACGACGAUUGAUGCUGAUGCUGUUCUUCUUCGAGAACGUAAAGUGGAAAAAGGAAUUAUCGGGCAAUUUCUAAUUCGAAAACGUGUUGACACUUCUGAUUUUAUGGAAAUUAGAGUGGCUGUUGUUGGCAAUGUCGAUGCUGGAAAAUCAACGCUAUUAGGUGUUUUAACACACGGAGAACUUGAUAAUGGACGGGGACAUGCUAGACAAAGGCUAUUUAGACACAAACAUGAAAUGGAAAGUGGUCGUACUAGUUCGGUUGGCAACGAUAUUUUAGGGUUCGAUAGCAUUGGGAAUGUUGUAAAUAAACCAGACCACGGAACAUUAGAUUGGGUUAAAAUUUGCGAAAAAUCAGCGAAAGUAAUCACUUUUAUAGAUUUGGCUGGUCAUGAAAGGUAUCUGAAAACUACAGUUUUCGGAAUGACCGGUCAUGUUCCUGAUUUUGGAAUGUUAAUGAUUGGCGCCAAUGCUGGAAUCGUUGGAAUGACAAAAGAACAUUUGGGUUUGGCAUUAGCUUUAUCGGUACCUGUUUUUGUGGUUGUGACGAAGAUUGAUAUGUGCCCUCCAAACAUAUUGGAAGAUAACUUGAAAUUAUUAUUCAAAAUACUUAAAUCACCAGGAUGCCGAAAGGUGCCAGUUAUGGUAAAAAAUGCAGAUCAAGUCGUUAUGGGUGCAACCAACUUUGUAUCUGAGCGUCUUUGUCCAAUAUUCCAAGUAUCUAACGUGACUGGCGAAAAUUUAGAUUUAUUGAAAAUGUUUUUGAACUUACUGACAACUCGAAUGCCGGGCCAAGAUGAUCAACCAGCUGAAUUUCAAAUUGAUGACACCUAUCUUGUUCCAGGUGUGGGAACUGUUGUUUCGGGCACAUGCUUACAGGGUUUAAUUAAACUUAAUGACAUUUUAAUGCUUGGUCCAGAUCCUGUUGGGCAGUUUACGCCGAUUGCUAUUAAAAGUAUUCAUCGAAAACGUAUGAAUGUUAAGGAAGUUCGUGGAGGGCAAACUGCUAGUUUUGCUUUGAAAAAAAUAAAAAGAUCUCAAAUUCGAAAAGGAAUGGUUAUGGUUAGCCCUGAAUUAAAACCACAAGCCUGUUGGGAAUUUGAAGGAGAAAUAUUAGUUUUACAUCAUCCGACAACCAUAUCUGAGCGUUAUCAAGCAAUGGUGCAUUGUGGAAGUAUUAGACAAACUGCCUCCAUUUUAGAUAUGUCACAAGAUUGUCUACGAACUGGUGAUAAAGCUGUAGUUAAAUUUCGUUUUAUAAAACAUCCUGAAUACAUAAGACCGGGACAACGAAUGGUGUUCCGGGAAGGUCGAACAAAAGCUGUCGGUAAUGUUUUAAAACCAUUGACGAAUUCGGUGGCUGUGCAAAAUCGUCCAAAACCUAACAAAAUGCAAUCGCGUGGCGGGCAGAAUCAAAAUCAAAAUCCUAAUAUUCAAUCAGCGAACACAGUAAUUAAUCGGUCAAUUCAAGGGAGUGGAAAUAAUGCAACUGUAAAGGGAAAUCUUUCAGAAGGAGUACUCGAAUUAAGUAUAGAUAAGAGGUCAGCUGGAGCGGGUGGCAGCAAUAACUCUAAUAAACGUAACAAAAGGAUGAUAAAUAUUGGAGGAGCAAAUCAUGCAAUGACAAAAUUACCGUAAUUAGAUAACAUUUAAGGAAAUGUUACGAAAAUUUAAGGAAAAUGCCACUAAAUUAAUACAAAAUAUCUUCCCACAUAUUAAACUCAUAAACUACUUAUGUAUGUAUAAAAAAUUCAUAUAAAUUUUAAGAGAAGGACCUUAAGUAAAAAAAAAGUAUGCAAAUUAAAUAUUGUAGAUUGAAAUAAAAAGUUUUUGGUUUAAAUUGACCAGAUAUUUUAAUAAAAUAUCUAACAUGUUUUUAAAUAAAGUAA